Messenger RNA from Brassica napus (rape), 4097 nucleotides. RefSeq lists its product as uncharacterized. Lineage: Eukaryota; Viridiplantae; Streptophyta; Magnoliopsida; Brassicales; Brassicaceae. Gene Ontology annotation, cellular component: chloroplast outer membrane. Gene Ontology annotation, biological process: chloroplast organization. The transcript has 8 exons. The coding region runs from base 1121 to 3799 and encodes 892 amino acids. The record is from RefSeq and is a predicted model, not a curated record.
UUGGCGGAUCCAGCAUUUUACUAUCCGGAUCCAGAUUCGGUCCCUCUGGAUAUCCGGAUUUUCGGAUCGGAUCCGGAUCGAAUCUCGGAUCGAAUCCGGAUCUCGGAUAAAAGUCCCAGGCCUACUAUAUAUGUUUUGUGAGCUAAGAUGAGUUUGAUAUAUUAGCAACUUUUGAGAGAAAAAAUAAUAUAAAUCUUAGGGAUACUGAUUAUAUAGUUUGUAAUCAAGAAGCUCACCGUCACUAUAGCUGCAAAUCGUGUUGAGAGGUAUGUGAUAUUGUUUAAUGUCUUACCUGUACAAUAAAUAAUACUCCCUCCGUUUCGGAAUAAUCCUAGAGUUUUCACGCUUAUUAAGAAAACAUGUAAAUUUUUGAUAAUAAAUGUAUUACUUUCCGUGUUUAGCUAUUUCCUAUGAUUUUUAACCAAUCAAAAUUCAGUAAACAGAAUUAAUGUUUUUGAAAUUUACAAUUUGACAUUUUUACAUACAUUGAAAAUGUAAAAUAUUGAUCUUUUAGAAACAAAAUAUUUUUCUAAAACAUGGAUCAUUUAAAAAUGGAAGGAGUAUGUCUGUUAACGAAAUCUUUUUUGUUUUAAAUUGAAGCACCAAUUGUGCAGGUCAUGCAUUGCUUUGCUUUCUUUUUGUGUUACUUGAAACAAGAUAAAAUUUUGUUUUCUGUUACAAAGUUUAGUCUCCAGAAAAACAGAAUGGCUAUAGGAAUUCAAUCGUUUUUAACUACCUUUUCGAUAAAUUAUAUAAUUAGUAAAUCACACAGAUAAGAGAAAAAAAACAGAACAAAACAAACUAAAAAAAGGACAUAGGUUUAGGGAGGGUUUAGAGAACAUUUGCCCUUAAAUAAGACAGAUUCAACAUUUGUUUUCCUUUGGCUCUCUCUUUGAGAAAGUUCCAUAAGUCCCACAGCCAACAAGUCGCUCUUGAAUUGAAUCUCAAACCCUAAUUAAACCUGCCCUGCACGAUUCUGAUGUUAUUCUAUAUUAAUUUCUUCAGCUGUAAGGCUUUGAAUAAGUCUGUAAAUAAUCAUAUUUUAUUUUGAAAAUUUCAACAGAAACCCCCAAAAAAUAUAGUUUUUGUUACAUUAUAAAGUUGGAGUUGCCGGCAAGUUAUGACAGCCGGAGGCUGUUUGGACAUCCAAACAAUGUUGUUCGGUCGUAAAUCAUCGAGCAAGUUACAGCCAGUAAAAAGCCAAGCGUCACCUAAAGUUAGCAAGGUUAAGAAGCAGGAUGAUAAAUCUUCUUCUUCUUCUUCACCAGAACCUUCUUCACCUAUACCGAUUAGAUCAUCUAAGACAGUAUUAUCUGGGAGCCAACUAUCAUCAUCAUCAUCAAGACGUGUUUCUUCGCCUAUGGGCAUCCUAAAGAAUGUUUCUAUUAGAGAAGCUAAGAGCCCAAAGACAACCAGCUCACCUAAAUGGACAGGAAACUUUAUUCUUAUGGUCGAGCUUCGCAGAAAGAUUGUUACCUUUAGAGACAUCAUUGACCUUGCUCCUCUCGAGGGUUCUCCUUCAAUAACCGAUAUGGUGAUGCAUACAAUGAAAGAUCUCCAAAAUCUUUGUCCUGAGAUUAUCCGCAGCUCACAUAUCUCUGAAAUUAGACGUGCAAAUGUCGAUAAGGUUCUUGACCAUUUCUUCAAUGCUUUGAAAUCCAUUGGAGAUUCAUGGAUCGAUAACCCGGAAUGGAUAGCUAAAUCUAAGUAUUGGAGUAGCAGCGUUGGAAAGAAUCAGUCCGAUCGACUAGUGGAAAAGGUGUUAGCAGCAUUAGAUGGACUGAUCAAGAUGUCAAAAGAGAGGUUUGAUAUGAUGGAGAUUGAUGAAGAAGAAGAGAAUAAAGAGUUGACUAGUCCAAGGACUGCCAUAACAUCGAGCAGUCGAGUUUUAUCUCCAUCUGAUUCAUUCUCCGAUAACAGAAGCUCAUUCUGCGGCUCACCAAUCACACCAAGAUCGGUCCUUCCAGAACCAAUGAUGAUGGGUUCGCCUGGUAAAGUUGGAGACUUUGCAAACUCUGCAUCACAUCUUCUGUGGAAUAUGAGAGUUCAAGCACUUGAGAAGCUCAGUCCUAUCGAUGUUAAGCGGCUCGCUAUUCACAUUUUGUCACAGAAAGAAGCUCAGGAACCAAACCAAAGCAAUGGAGAAGAAGAGGUUAAUGUUGUUGAAGAGAACAAGAUGAAGACGAAUGACAUUGAUGUGAACAUGGAGACAGAAGAAUCUGUUGUUCUUGAUAAGCAAGAAGAUACAUUCAUGAAAGUCUCUACACUGGAUUCAACAUCUGAAUCCAAACUCAAUGUUUCAGUGAAAUCUGAAGUUGCACCAGCAUCUUUGUCACCCCCACCACCUCCUCCUCCUCCUCCUCUAUCCACUAAAAAAUCUGUAUAUUUAGCUUCUCAACCGCCACCACCACUGAUUGCAAAGGCUGACGUGGUGGCCAUAAUAUCAAUCCCACCUCCUCCGCCACUGCCACCAUCUCCACCUUCCAUUAUGCCUUUACAAGGCUCUAUUCCACCACCACCACCGCCUCCUCCUCCAGCAGCUGUGGCGGCCCCACAACCGCCGCCUUCACCUCCAAGAACCACAGUGGCGCCACCACUGCCUCCCCCACCUCAAGGGACUGCAGCUGCACCACCACCACCUCCUCCUCCUCCUCCACCGAUGCAAAACAUAGUACCACCACCUCCACCAAUGCCUAUAUCGAAUAGAGCCGGUGGUGGACCACCGCCUCCACCACCACCUCCUAUGGCAAAGGGAGCCUCACCUCCUCCGCCACCGCCUCCUAUGGCAAAGGGAGCCUCACCUCCUCCGCCACCACCUCGAAUGGCAAACGGAGCAGCACCGCCUCCUCCACCACCUCGAAUGGGUGUGGCAAACGGAGCAGCUGGUCCACCGCCACCUCCAGGAGCAGCAAGAAGCUUGCGACCCAAGAAAGCAGCUACUAAACUAAAAAGGUCCACCCAGUUAGGGAACCUAUACAGAAUCCUUAAAGGGAAAGUAGAAGGUCGUGAUCCCGAGGCAAAGAAAGGUAGCGGAAGUGGAAGAAAAGCCGGAGUCGGAAGCGCUCCCGCCGGCGGAAAGCAAGGAAUGGCUGAUGCUCUUGCAGAGAUCACAAAGAAGUCUGCAUAUUUUCAGCAGAUUCAAGAAGAUGUUGCUAAAUACAUGAAAUCAAUCAAUGAGCUGAAGGUUGAGAUCACUAAGUUCCAGACUAAAGACAUGACUGAGCUUCUUAGCUUCCACCGCCGUGUCGAAUCAGUUCUUGAAAAUCUUACAGAUGAGACACAGGUUCUUGCGCGAUGCGAAGGGUUUCCACAGAAGAAACUUGAAGCAAUAAGAAUGGCUGUUGCAUUGUACUCGAAGCUGCACGGAGUGAUCACCGAGCUACAGAACUGGAAGAUAGAACCUCCUUUGGUUCAGCUUCUUGAUAAAGUAGAACGCUACUUCACAAAGAUCAAAGGAGACAUCGAUACGCUGGACCGAACCAAAGAUGAAGAAGCUAAGAAAUUCAAGAGCCACAACAUCCACUUUGACUUCAAUAUACUUCUUCAGAUCAAGGAGACAAUGGUUGAUAUCUCAUCAAACUGCAUGGAACUCGCAUUGAAGGAAAAGAGAGAUGAAAAGCUUGUGUCACCUGAUGCAAAGCCUAGCAUUAAGAAGACAGUAGGAUGUGCUAAAAUGUUGUGGAGGUCAUUUCAGUUUGCAUUCAAAGUCUACACAUUUGCUGGAGGACACGACGAUCGAGCUGAUUCUUUAACCAGAGAGUUGGCUCAUGAGAUCCAAACUGAUACUCAGAACCCUUGAUGAUUCCAUCGUUUUGAAUCAUCACAGUUACCCAACUACUAAUCCUUUUUGCCUUUCUAAACACCUAAAAAUAUUCCAAAAUGUUUGAUAUGGAAUGAUAAAAAAUAAAAGUAUAUGUAUAAUAUUUAACCUAUUGUUUUGGCUUUGAGUUUGUAAUUUUGAAGCCCACCCAAAAAGACUAGGAUUUAGAGGUUUCAUGGGAGCUCAGAGGUGCAGAGUUUUUUAGUGAAAACCUAUAAAAACCUUUUGAGUCAAGGAAGACCAUUGUGUUGCCACAAUAUGUAAUAUGGUUUUGUUG